AUGAGUGCCUCGGACUAACGUUUUUCUUGCAGGAAGGAAUCUGUUGGAAAACAGGAUCCGGGCGCCCGAGAGGUACCCGGGCGCCCUGAGGCGAAAUUUUAUCCCCAACGUUGCUGUGCCACGUGGAGUUCAUAGGUUAGCUCGGCUACGUCAUGGUCGAGGCGCCCUAAAGGUUCCAGGCGCCCCGAACCUCCUAUAUAAGGAGGGUCAAGGCUGAAGCUCCAACAACAACUUAGAAUCUACUCUAUUGUGCUCUUGCGACGCUGCGAAAAGUUCUCUGACAAGUGCCAGUUUGUUUUUAAUUUUUAUUCUAUUGUCGGUUCUUUCUUUUCUAAUUAAUUCUGUACUUAGUCUUGUAAUAAUCUUUCGAAUUAAUUAGUGAUUGUCCAACGAAAGCACCCUUGUGUGGGGGCCUUGGAGUAGGAGUCGAUAAAGGCUCCGAACCAAGUAAAUCAACUUUGUUAGUCGUGCUCUCUCUUUUUGUUUUUCGCUGUGUACUCAUACUUGAAUUUUUUUUUCGAUAUUCACCCCCUCUCUAUCGACUCUUCACGAUCCAACAGACUCGACCACCGGGUGCGAGCUGAUAUGCAUGUUGGAUGCAUACCAGGGAUACCAUCAGGUGCCGCUCGCCCGGGAAGAUCAGGAGAAGGUGAGCUUCAUCACGGCGGACGACACCUAUUGUUAUAAUGUAAUGUCGUUUGACUUAAAGAAUGUCGGGGUCACGUACCAACGACUCAUAAACAAAGUGUUCCGGCAGCAGAUUGGACGGAAUAUGGAGUUAUACAGCGAUGACAUACUUAUUAAAUCCCUCCGAGCUACUGACCUCUACGCAGAUAUCAAAGAAACCGGUCGAACACUCCGAGCGUACGGGAUCAAGCUGAACCCGGGCAAGUGUAUGUUCGGCGCGAAGAGCGGGAAGUUUUUGGGCUAUAUAGUUACCAAGCGGGGUAUCGAGGCGAACCCUAGCAAAGUAAAAGCACUACAAGAUAUGCCACCUCCAAGAAAUUUGAAGGAAGUUCAGCGCCUCACCGGUCGGAUAACGACCUUAUCCCGAUUCAUCUCCAAGACGGUCGAUCGGAGUCUACCUUUUUUCAAGAUCUUGCGCCGAGCCACCAAGUUCUAGUGGGACGAGGAGUGCGAUCGAACGUUUGAAGAGCUCAAAGCCUAUCUCAAUUCACUAUCAGUAUUAGCCAAGCCAGUCGUCGGAGAGCCCCUUAGGAUCUAUCUGUCUUCGACCGAGCACGCGGUUGGCUCGACCCUUUUAAGGCCGAACGACGAGGAGUAGCCAGUGUAUUUCUUGAGCCAUAUUUUAAAAGAUGCCGAAUGCUUUUGCACUGGUACUCGCCGCUAGGAGGCUUCGCCUGUAUUUCCUCGCGCACACGAUCAUGGUAAUGACCAACAACCCCCUGGGGAGAGUCCUCAAUCCAGAAGUGUCAGGGCGGCUGAUCAAGUGGACGACGGAACUCAGAGAAUUCAACAUCCAGUAUCAACCCCGAAUGACCAUUAAGGCGCAAUCCUUGGUAGACUUCGUCACUGAGGUGCAGACUCCCGAACCAGAGGCCGCUUGGAAGAUAUACGUGGACAGAUCAUCCACUCGGCAAGGAAGUGGAGUUGGGGUGCUGCUAAUCUCCCCCCAAGAAGAACAAAUGCAUUUGUCCGUUUGGCUGGAGUACCGGGCAACCAACAACGAAGCUGAGUACGAGACGCUCAUAGCCAGCCUGCAGGCCGCCCAGCACGUCGGAGCUAUCAAGGUUUUGAUCCACUCAGAUUCCCAGCUGAUUACACAACAACUUAUUGGGACAUUCGAGAUCAACAACUUGAGGCUCAGACUUUACGCCGAGGCCUUUGAGAAACUGAAGGCUGACUUCCGGAGGUGGUUAUACAGAAGAUACCCCGGGUGGAAAACCAAGCGGUGGAUGAGCUGGCAAAGCUGGCCAACUCCAUAUCGUCGGUCGUCGUCCAGCAGCCAAUCGAGCAGGUCUCCCUGGUGGCACACAUCGACCGAAUGGAGGGGUUCACCUUCCCGAGUGACGGAUGACUCAGAUCUCUCUUACUCUUGAAUGGACGGUCCAUAUUGCUUCAGAGCUUGAUCUCUUCAAUUAGCCCUAUAUUUGAGUCCAAAUUUGGUCUGAUCCCUUUGAUGCCUACAAAGAAUAUAUCCAAAUAUCAGCAUCAUACCACAAGUAUAAGAUAAUUUGUAAUUAAAUCCAUAAAUAAAUACAACUCAUAAAAUAUGAUAUAAACAUAGAAUUAACACAUGAGAAGAUCAAAUGAUAUGUUUAUAUGAAUCAAAAUAUCAUGACCAAAUGAUGGUUAUUAAGCUGCCACAUAGUUGUAGCAGCUAUGAUUCUAUAGCUGCUACAAUAUAGAAAAAAAUUUAAAGACAUUGUUUGGAGCCUUCAAAAAGGAUUUAAACAAUUUUUUUUAGCAUGAAAUUGGGCCUUACAAGUUUCACCCCUUAACCAAUUGUAGAUCUCUGAAUGAGCUUCAAUUUGAUAUUUUAUGCGUCCCUGGUUCAACCUGAGUCAAAAGUUACGACCUCUCAAAGUUUAAGGUUUAACAUUCUUGUUGUAGUAGUUACGGUUUCGUAGCUGCUACAACUAAGCUGCUACGUAGUUGUAACAACUACAGUUUCGUAGCUAUUACAAUGUGAAUAUUAAAUCCUAAGCUUUGCGAGCCCAUAAUAUUUAACUCGGGUUGAAUCAUGCAACGUAUAAUAUAUUAAAUCGAAACUCGUACAAAUAUCUACAACUAUUUAUGGGUUGAACCUAUUAUGACUAAGUUUCAAACUCAAAAAAUAUUGUUUAAAUCCUUGUGGGAGACUCUGAAUAAAUUAGUUAAUUUUUUUUUCAUGUUGUAGCAGUUACAAAACCGUAACUGCUACAACUGUGUAACAGCUAUUGGUUCGUAUCUCCUAUAAUAUGCCGAUUAGGCAGAAAAAUAGGGGAGAGAUAAUAAUGUGAAUAAGCUGCUACUCUUAGUGAAGAGUAGUUGGAUAAUUGUUCAUGGGGUGGGAUGAAGGAAGAUUAACCAAGGAACAGAGUAUAUUUAGAGGAGGAAGAAGAUUAAGAGGAAGCCAAGCCUUUUUGGUUUUACUAGCAUAUGUAAAACAAUACAUGUUCUUCCCCUUUUAUACACUUUUGAGUUGCUCGUAACACACAUCAUCAUUAAAGAAGACAUCAAAGACAACAUUAAUUUGUGACUCUUUGAAAACCAAAAUUAUUGUAGGAAAUGAAGAGUUUUGUUGGGAAGUUUUAUUGUCACUUAAUCUUCAACGUGCAAGGAAGAUGAAGAUGAAGAGGUUUUUCUUGGGAAGUUAACUUUGGUUUAAUUAAUCCAUCAUAGGACGUCCUUUUGAUAAAAAAUCAAAACGGAGCAUCAGCUUAAUGAUUAAGAAAAAAGGGGCAUCGUUUUGACUUUUGCUCUUCUAUCAAUCUAUGUGGUACAAUAGUCUAAAUGCUACUUUUAGCUCUAAUCUGUGCAAUAGACCGCAUUUUCAGGGUUUGAAUUAUCACUGCAGUUGCCAUGUUUGUUAUAUUAUGUAUUAACAUUGUUAACUGAUUCGCUGGUGCUUUACUUUGUGAAAUGGAAGAGCGACGAAAACAGGAUUGUGCCAGAUGGUGUUGACUCCAAGUUUUGCAGGUUCAUUCGGACAGAUGUUUUGUUCAAUUUACUACUUGGAACAUUCGUAUAAACAUGACUUUUCCCCGAUGGAAGGCAAAUUUAUCAGAAAAAGGACCGUCUCUAAACGAAGGAACAAAAAGAAGCAUGUCGAGAUUCAUUUUGAGUGUCCCCCCAGUUGUGGCGGCGGCACUGAUGAUCACAAGCUAUCGUUUCUACGUGUUCCAACUUUUCUAUUAAUUCCCAUUAUUGAUGCAAUAUUUCAGCCCCUAGAAUUGACUUUUGGCAAAUUCCUUCUGAAGAUGCACUUCAUUUAUCAAAAGAAGAACGCAUCUAUCUCUAGCAAUUUUGUUAUUGCACGUCUGUUGGCCAGUCUUCUUGUUAUUGUUCUCUCACUCUUAGCGUGGCUCAUGAUGACUUUUCUGGCAUUGUCCAAAUCAUCACCACCAUUGUUUGUACGGAUAAUUUACUUUAGAGAGGUUCAUUGAGUUCCCUCCUUUGAGGAACGCA
Molecule: messenger RNA, 4131 nt
Organism: Zingiber officinale
Lineage: Eukaryota; Viridiplantae; Streptophyta; Magnoliopsida; Zingiberales; Zingiberaceae
Exons: 2
Coding region: 1317-2060 (247 amino acids)
Molecular function (GO): nucleic acid binding; RNA-DNA hybrid ribonuclease activity
Source: RefSeq, a predicted model, not a curated record